UCUUCUCCUCUGUCUCACCUUCACUUGUUUCACUUGAGAGAAGCCUUUUGGGAGCCCUGCUGCCAGCUUUGCUGUCUGUGGACAAGUCUUUUCUCUCUCUCCCUCCCUCCCUCUCUCUCUCUCUCUCCCUCCCUCUCUCUCUCUCUCCCUCUCUCUUCAGUCUACAGCUGAGCCAGGACUAGGAGAGUGGAGAGGAGAGAGACGUCUCUUUUCACAGCUUUGUGCACACAGGUUCCCUCUCUGGUGUGAUGUUCCUGCAACUUACAACUCUUUUUUUCAUUUUGUUUUAUUAACAGCGCCCUUUAACCCCAGUGCAAGAAGAUCCUGUUUAAUGAAGUGAAGACCCAGAGAGUCUGGAUUGGUGUUGUGGUGGGCAGGAGGUGGUGGGUGACCAAUUGGAUUGAGUUGAAGUUGGGGUUGGAGUGAGGCAACAGCACGGUGCAGUUUUGGAUCAACUAACGUACGCGCCAAGACUUUUUGAGGACUCGCAACGUCUGAGAACCCUCCCGUUGUGGUGGGAGUUUGGUGACAAGUUGAAUUGAGUUUGGAGUUGGGGUUGUGUUGGCCAGAGGCGAGAGACGAGACACCACGGUGGGUGCAGUUUUGGAUCCAGUAACUUUCCAGUAUCCGUUGUCUGACAGGACUUUUUGAGGACGCUUAAAAGGCUGUGGUGGCCGUUGUGGGAUUCCGGGCAUGAGGAUCCUGCGAGGUGUGGAGAGGAGCGGUGGCGGUGGCGGUGGCAGUGGUGGUGGUGGCGGUGGGCGCAUCAUGGCGCUGGUGAGGACCUCUCUACAGAAGGUGAUGCUCUUCCUACACCAGCUGCAGAUCAUGGCCGUCACCUCGCCACGCUACGAGAGGCUGUGCAAGGACAUUCAGGCGGAAUUGGACGCUCACGAUGACAUCAUCAAGGAGGGACCGGUGAACAUCAACAACAACACCAUCCUGCCGAGGCACAACAGCAGCGGCCAGCAGCCCGAAGAUGGAUGCAAGGACAACUCCGACAGCAGCAGAGUGCAUGUGGAAGGUGGCGUGGAGAAGUGGGCGGGACUGAUGGCCGUCCUGGAGGAGCUGUGGGCGUGGCUAAAGCAGAAGGACGAGGAGUUGAUUGGCCAGAGGCUCUCGGCAGAGGCGGAGACGGAGACGGAGGUCGCUCCAGGACACCCGCAGGACCAGUGCAAGAGUUUCCUCCCUCCAAGAGAGCUGGAUACUGACGGCCCCUCGAGAGACCAGGUGUGGUUGUCUCUGACAGCGUUGCCCCCCCACGUGGAGGAGGGACCACAAACUGGGAGCCAGCCGAACACAGAUGUUGCUGAGGAGGAGCGCCCCCUGUGGCCACCACAAGUGGUGCAGGAUGAAGAACAAGGCCAAGGGCAGGGGCAGGGGCAGGGGCAAGGGCAAGGGCAGGGGCAUGGGCAGGAGGGGGCUCCAGAGCAGGGGUGGCAGCAGCAGCUUCACUGGGCCUUGGGAAGGCUGCAGGAGCUCCAGGAUGCUGUGGACCGGCUACAGCAGAGCCUGACCGAGGAGGAGGAAGAUGGAGGAGGAGGAGGAGGAGGAGAAAGAAGAGGAGGAGGAGGAGGAGGCCUGGAGGCCAACCCUGCUGCAAAGGACCCGCCAGCCGACCCUAAACUGGAGCACUGUGAGCAGUUAGCUGGCCUCGUUGAGGGGAGCGAUCCCAUAGCUCGUGUCCUGCAAGUGGUGAGGAAGAACCCGGCACUGUCUCUUCAUCUGGCCCCCGAGACAUCAAUAGAGCUGCACAACCUGAGCACGCGCUGGAGAGGAGCGCUUCCGGGAGAUACAGGAAAUGGAUCCGUCGUCAGGCCGCUGCAGGUGACACCACCUCUCUCCCAGGACACCCUGGCCACUUCAGUGCAGUUCCCAUGGCAGAGGGCAGUCACCCAGAACAACGUUCCAUAUUACAUCAACCAUGAUAUGCAGACCACCACUUGGGACCACCCGAAAGUGACACAGCUGUUCCAGUCCAUGGCUGAUCUGAACCACGUGAGAUUCUCGGCCUACCGAACUGCCAUGAAGAUACGGCGGCUGCAGAAAGCCCUCUGCUUGGACCUGCUAGACCUGUGCAUAGCCCAGAGUGUGUUUGAUCAGCACCAGCUGACCCAGAACGCUGAGCUGCUGGAGAUAGGUGAUGUGGUGGGCUGCCUGGCCUCCAUCUACAGCAGGCUGCAGCAGAGGCACCCUGACCUGGUCAACACCCCCCUCUGUGUGGACAUGUGCCUCAACUGGAUCCUCAACGUCUAUGACACGGGGAGAAGCGGAAAGGUGCGGGCGCUGUCCGUGAAGAUUGGCCUUCUCUCGCUAUCCAAAGGACAUUUGGAGGAUAAGUACAGAUACCUCUUCUGUCAGGUGGUUCCCCCGGGGGAGUGCUGUGAGCACCUGGGGCUGGCCCUCCUCCUCAGCGCCUCCCUGCAGAUUCCCCAGCAGCUGGGAGAGGCCUCCGCCUUCGGAGAGGGCAUCGUGGAGCCCAGCGUACGCAGCUGUCUCCAGCUGGUGGGCAGUGAUGGCGAGAUCGACCUGGAGCAGUUUGUGGACUGGAUGCAGCUGGAGCCUCAGGCGAUGGUGUGGCUCCCUGUGCUCCAUCGGGUGGUGUCCGCCGAGAGUGCCCGCCACCAGGCACGCUGCAACAUCUGCAGGGAGUGUCCCAUGCUGGGAUUCAGAUAUCGUAGCCUGAAGCACUUUAACUACGAUGUGUGCCAGAGCUGUUUCUUCUCUGGCCGGACAGCAAAGGGCCACAAGCUGACCUACCCCAUGGUGGAGUACUGCACUCCGACCACCUCUGGAGAGGAUGUGCGCGACUUUACCAAAGUGCUGAAGAACAAGUUUCGCUCGAAGAAGUACUUUGCCAAGCACCCGCGCCUCGGCUACCUGCCGGUGCAACUUUUCCUGGAGGAAGACAGCAUGGACAUGUGAGUGAUGAUGUGACCAGGCAUUAUUAA
Molecule: messenger RNA, 2951 nt
Organism: Engraulis encrasicolus (European anchovy)
Lineage: Eukaryota; Metazoa; Chordata; Actinopteri; Clupeiformes; Engraulidae
Product: utrophin-like
Exons: 16
Coding region: 694-2925 (743 amino acids)
Biological process (GO): synaptic signaling
Cellular component (GO): plasma membrane
Molecular function (GO): protein binding; zinc ion binding
Source: RefSeq, a predicted model, not a curated record